AUGGAGAAAGCUUAUUCAAAGUCAGUUUUACGAAUUCCAUCGAAACAAUUAGAAACUAGAGAUCUAAAUCAAUCGAAUAGCUAUUCAACAAGAAAAUCCAAAUGUACUAUUCGACGAUGUAUAUGUCUUCAAUUAUUAAUUCUCUUGGGUCUUCUUACAUUAGCAGCACUUAUUAUUCCGAUUGUUGUUCUCGUAUAUGAUAAUCUAAACAAUGCAUGUGCAGUCACGUAUAGCGAUACUUUUACAUAUACUGCAUUUCCAACAACAGCUCAAUGUUCAAAUUGGCAAACUUUUACAAGUACUUUAACUUGUCGAAGCUAUUCCAAAAUGCAUAUUUAUGGUUCAAAUGAUCAGACAGGCGUGACUUUAACAGAUUCAUUUGUUGUUACUGCACUUGCUACAGCUUUGAGAUAUAAUGGAUCAAUUACUAUUAAUUCAAAUGGAGCUAUUUGGAGUGUUGGUUCAUGUUGGGGUGGUUAUGGAAUUGGUUCGACCGGUAGUUGUAAUUGUGGUAAUGGCUAUGCAGUUAGACCAUGUGUUAAUUCUGCUUACUAUUGGGGAGGAACAGCUGGUACAAUAUGUAAUGCACAAUCGCAAACUCUAUCGAUUUCUUUUUCAUGA
Molecule: messenger RNA, 621 nt
Organism: Adineta ricciae
Lineage: Eukaryota; Metazoa; Rotifera; Eurotatoria; Adinetida; Adinetidae
Source: the annotation of a GenBank genome assembly